Molecule: messenger RNA, 1164 nt
Organism: Myzus persicae (green peach aphid)
Lineage: Eukaryota; Metazoa; Arthropoda; Insecta; Hemiptera; Aphididae
Exons: 5
Coding region: 1-1164 (387 amino acids)
Biological process (GO): DNA repair; telomere maintenance
Molecular function (GO): DNA helicase activity
Source: RefSeq, a predicted model, not a curated record
AUGAUUAACAAUCCACCAAAAACUACUCUUUUAGUAUUUUUCGACUCAUGUAAAAUAGAUGAUUUUGCAAAAACACUUCUUUAUGUUGAUGUUCCCUCUUACUAUGUAUGGAAAAAUAAUAGAUUUGAGAGAAGAAAACGUGGAAUUAACGUAAAUGGUUGGCCGGGAAUAAAAAGAAAUCAAGCUCUGUGUUUUACAUCUUUUUUGAAAUUGAAAACUGUUGACGGCACAAUUCAACCUACUUAUCAGGCAGCGUGUAAGGCUCUAGGCUUACUGGAAGACGAAAGGCGCUGGGAUAAAACUAUGGAAGGAUCUGUGCUUUGUGGUUUUCCAUUUAAAUUACAGGAACUUUUUACAAUUAUGUUGAUAUUUUGUCAAUAUACUCUUGAAGAUACAGUUAUAUCUCUGAGAGGUAAAUGUUUGCAACAUAAUGGUUUACCUCAGCCAUCAAGAUGUGAAGCACCCUAUGUUUAUGACAAAAUAUUAGAGGGCAUUGAAAAGAACACUGGCCAAACAUUUUUCUUAGAUGCACCUGGAGCCACUGGUAAAACAUUUGUCAUAAAUAUUUUAUUGGCCAGAGUACGAAAAGAUCAUGGAAUAGCUUUGGCUGUAGCUUCUUCAGGCAUCGUUGCUACAUUGCUAGAAGGAGGUGAAACAGCUCAUUCUGUAUUUAAAUUACCAUUAAACCUAACGAAAGUAGAGACACCUAUGUGCAAUAUUUCCAGACGAGCUAUCUUAACUCCAAAGAACGACAAGGCAGCCGAAAUCAAUGAAAUCCUACUAAAGGCAUUUAAUGAAAAAGCUGUUGAAUAUAAAUCUUUUGAUUCGGUGAUCCAAUCGGAUGAUGCUGUCCAUUAUCCUUUAGAAUUUCUUAAUUCUCUGAAUCCUUCUGGUCUUUCAUCAUAUAAACUUAUCCUUAAAAUUGGAGCACUUAUAAUGUUACUAAGAAAUCUUAACCCACCUAAAUUGUGUUAUGGAACUAGAUUACAAGUUAAAGCUCUGCACAAAAAUGUAAUCGAAGCUAUAGUUAUCACUGGGUGUGCUAGAGGAGAUAUAGUUUUAAUCCCAAGAAUAACGUUAAUUCCAACUGAUUAUCCCUUUGAGUUUAAAAGAAUACAAUUCCCACUCAAAGUUUGCUUUGCUAUGGCUAUUAAUAAGUGUUAA